ACCUCAGAAGUGGGCGGAGCCGACAUGGCGCUGAAGGUGGUGAAGCUGACAGCAUUGCCGGCUGCUGUGGGACUGGCCUCAUUUCGAGUUUACGCUAUGACUGAGGAGAAGACAGAUGAGCAGAUAUCUCCACGAGAGUUGUCUAUCUAUAAUCCGGAGCCUCCAGUCAUGCGGUAUGUGGACGAGCGGCCAGGACGCCUGCAGGCCGGACUGGGCCGAAUGAGAGUGGGGCUUCAGCCUUACGUCAGGACAGUGCAGGAUGCCUGCACUUCAGUCAAAGUUGGAGUCAUAUCUCUGUACCAAGCUGGUCAAGACACGUAUGAGUUCCUGAGAGAGCCGCCCCCUGGCUUCCUGCCAAGAGUUGGUGUCAUCACUGUGUCCGGCUUGGCUGGCCUCGUCCUGGCACGCAAGGGCUCUCGGAUGAAGAGAAUAGGUGUUCCUCUGGCUUUGACGACUGUUGGUACCGCCGUCUGUUACCCCACACAGACAGUGGGAGUUCUAAAGUUUACGGGUAAGAAGGUGUAUUCUGCCAGUUCGGUGGUUGCCUCAGCAUUAAAAUCCAAACCCAAAGAAGAUUUCACUGCUCCUCCUGCAAGCCUGGAGCCUGUCACUCCAAACUUUGACCUGAAGGCUAAGGCAGUUCUUGAAUCUGAGCCAGUUGAUGCUGCUGUAGAGGAAGGAGCAACUUCAGACACACCUUCCACCACAGCUGAGAUGAUUCCCACCCUUACAGGGACCAUAACACCGGAAACAGAACUGGUAGUUGUGGGUGAUGUUGCAGAGUCAGAUGUUGUCUGUUUGCCAGAAACUGAACCCACACUAGAUACUCCCUUUGAAGAUGCUGCCCCAGUUUCAGCAGAUGUUGCCUCAGUAGCAGAAGUUGCCCCUGAUCCUGAUGAUGCUCCAGAUAUUACCGCUUUACCUGAGGGCGAACCAGAAACUGAUGCUUCUUGGUUGGAACUUGCCCCAGCUUUCACUUCAUUUCCUGAUGUCCCUCAAGAAGAUGCCGCUGUGUCAGAGGUCUCUCCAACUGUGGAUGGUACCCCAAUAGAGGCUGUCCCGCCUGAUUUUGCCCUAGAGGAGACCAUUCCAGUAGAAGUUACCCCAAAAAUAGAGACAGCCAUAGGUGCUGAGGUUGCCUCAACUGUAGACACUUCCUCUAUGAAUGAGGUUACUUCAGAGAUGACAGAAGAUGUGCCAGUUGCAGAGGUUGUCCCACUGCUUGAUGUUAUCAUGGAAAAAGAUGCUACUGUGAAUGAGGUUAUGCCGACAGAGGAUGCCUCAGCUGCCGAAGUUGCCCCACUGCCCGAUGUUACCCAGGAAGACGUCGCCCCUACAUGUGAAGUCGCACUAGCAGAGGAUGCUCUAGUUGCACCUGAUGGUGCCCCAGAAGAGGUUACACCAAUAGAGAUUGCUCCAGUUGCUGAAGUGUCCCCAGUCGCAAAAGGUGAUGCACUUUCUGACCUUGUUCCAGAAGAGGCUGCCACUGUAUCAGAAGUGGAUGCUGCCUCAGAGCUUGAUCUCGUUGUAGAAACUUCUCCAGUAGUUGAAGUCGCCUUUCUCCCUGAUGUUACCCCAGAAGAGGCUCCUCCAGCCGAGGUUACCCUAGCAGUAGAAGUUGUCUCAGCAGAAGUUGCUCCGGAUGUAGACACCACCUCUGGCAUUGUGGAAUUGGCAGCAGUUGAUGAAACUUUGUCUGAAUCUGUUAAACCGCUAGCUGACCCAACCCUGGAGGCAGAGGUCAAUCCUCUACCCUCUCAGUUACAAUCUGAACCUGAAGCUGCCCUUGAACCUACACCUGCUGCUGAAACUGUCCCCGAUUUUGAGGUUGACACUGAAGCUGUUGCGGAAGCUGCUCUUCGGCCUCCAGAUUUCGUCAUUUGUGAGCUCGUCCCAACAGAGGAAGAAGUCACACCAAUAAUCCCUCUGUCAGAUAAAGAGUCCACCCUUUCUGCAUUGCCUGCAGAAGAGGACAUUGCACUUUCUACUCCCCCAGCUGAACCCACUCCCUCACCCACUGCUUUUGAAGCAACCACACCCCUGCCUCCUGUGGUUGAAGAAACUGGUCCCCUGACUACUUCUGUUGAAGAAACUACACCUGGUCCUUCAACCACAGAUGAGAUCGCAUCUAUUCCUGAUGUCAUAGAUGAGGCCCCACUGACUCUUGCUGCUGGGCUAGAAACCACAUCCUCUUCACCUGCAGAUGAGGCCGCACCACCUACACAUGCUGAAGAUGAGACCACACCUCUUCUAUCUGCCACAGAGGACACCGCAUUGCUUCCUCCUGCUGUAGAUGAGGACAUACCACCUCCAGCUGCUGUAGAGGAGACCAAACCCCCUGCUGAGGUAGAGGAGGUCCUUGCCUUAAAGUCACCCGCAAUGAAAGAGAAACCUCGGUUUGUUCCUGACCCAUCCUUAGUGGACCAUGGGCAGGCUCAUCCUGACGAUGCUGACAUGUACAGCACCCGCGGAUAAAUGGAAAAAAUGAACAGCCAAACAACUGGAAUGAAUGGAAAGGAAGGAAGAAAGGAUGAAGGGGUGGAUGGAAGGAAAGAACAACGUUCAGAAGAACAGGGGUUUAUUCUGAUAGUUUAAUAUGCACCAUGAGGGUAGAGUGACAGGAAAAGGGUGUAUUUUUAGUGUAGACUUUAUUAACACCAGUGUCUGAGGAAAGUCUCUCUCUCUCUCUCUCGCUCUCUCUUCCUCUCUCUGUCUCUCUCACACUUGUAUCCGUAGCUAUUCUCUUAUACCUCGUCUAUUCCAGUGUUACACUACAGGGUCAACUGUUUACACACACAUACGCACAACACAGACCAACUUAAAGGGCCCAAAUCAUGGAAAACUGAAUUUUCCUCGUUUUUUUUAAAUUAAUGAGUUUUGUAAACAUUGUUAAAGUUUCAAAAUGUACCAUUCACUCCUAAAGCCAUGCAGUGUAUAUGAGGAAACUAAGCUGCAAUAACAGCCUGUCUUGAUUGCCCUGUUCUCGUCAUGUCACGAAAGAACAAUGCAUAUAUACAUGUCUUUGGCCUAUAGCAGUUUAGUUUCAUUCUAAAGGAUUAAUAGUGGUUUGAAAAUGAUCAAGUCAAAAUGAAUUUUGACUGUUUUUGGUACAAAAACCACAAAUUUGUAACAAAUGAAUCUCAGAAAAAAUAAAAUACAAGUAAAAUGUCAAAUAUGGGCCCUUUAAAAUCAUACACAUAGGAAAACACUUCUGUUGAUGGUAGAUAGCUAGAAUACCUCUUUGUCUUUGAGACAAAUACUUUAGAAGGUUCCCUUCAAACAAAUCUGAACUCUUCUAAAAUCUCUAUGUAGCAUCUUCAGAUUUGCCUCUCUGACCUCAUUUCCUGAUGCAACUGGAAAUCUGCUCAGUGCUGUUUUAUACUGUGAAAACAUUCUAUACACUGAAGUCAUAAAGAAUUGCUCACAUACUUCACAGUCAUUUACUGAUGUUUAUUGUUUCUGAUGUGCUUAUUCUGUCUGUUCACUUAAAGGAGGGAAAUCACAAAUGACAGACAAGAAAAUGCAAAAUGCUACACAAUAAAGUGAAAUUCAGGCUGGAUUUAAAACCCUUUGAGAUCUUGUUGGGAAAUGUGCAGAGAAAGAAUCUCAAAGGGUUUUAAAAUGAGAGGCAUGUUGCAUGUUGUGGUUUUAAAGCUGCACUGUGUGAGUUUUGGGGAUUUGGAGACCUCUCUGGUGAAAAUGUGGAAUUGCACGCAACAUGGAGAUCAUUUUGUAAUGGGGGUUGUGCUUCAGCCUCUUCAUCCAGGUGGAUGAACCUGACGUUUCUAUGAUGUUAACAUGUAAAGCAAGGUUCCUCAAAUCCGGUCUAGAUGUAAAGAUGUAUGACAUGGUCCAAAAAACUCUUGGCCCGGCGCCUCUGAAUGUUAAAUGAUUAUUUCUGGCUUUAAAGGCCGACUCGCAGCAGCGCGCACACCAUGUUCUAGCCUGUUUUUACUGUCCUCACUCAGUAGCGCUAACCCUGAAUCCUACACAGAGCAGCUCUAAGUGAACAGAUAUGAUAAACACAAACAUCAGAAUAUUUGCCAUGUCAGCAAUUCUUUUUGACUGCCAGCAUAUUUAAAGCUGGACAACAACCCUCGCCAUUUGUUACACGAUGUGAAAGUUAUUAUUUACACAUUUUUCUUUUUCUAAAUGAAUGCUGAGCCAUUUUACUGAGGUCGGGAUCAAAGCACCACAUCUACCCCUCUCUCAGCCUCACUGUCUGCCUUUGUGCCAAACAUUUAAACUAUCUAUGCAUUUCCAGCCUCGUGCUCAAGUAAACAGAGGUCUGGGUUUUUAUUAUUACUACUGUGCUCUAUUGAAAAUGGGAAUCAACACAAUUUUCACAUAAAUAUUAGUCAGUAUUGUACAAAAGUAGUGUUUUCUGCCAUACUUGCACAUUGGGUGGCUGUAGUGAACUAACAAGCCUUCAUAUAAUAUCUGCUACAGUGUUCUCCAGUCGCCUGGAGGCUGCUUUUGAGUGCAGUCUUUAAGCUGUACAACAGAUUUUUACACCACUUAGGUUAAAUGAUUUUGACAUUAUUAGAAACACCAUAAAGAACCCAGUUUAAAUAGUCCAGUAACAGAUUAUAAAGCUUUCAGUAUUUCAUAAAGACAUAAAUAUAUAGUUAUCAUGCAAACAGAUGAUCUUUACGUGUCUCAAAUCUGUGAUUUUCAUCUUUCGUCUUCAUUUCAGAUUGACUUCUUGGUUAAAGAUGUUUCUUUAAGAUCAAACUACAGCUUUCAGAGUUAUAUUUCACAUUUCACCUGUUUUUCAGUCUGUGUGAUACUGAGUGAUGUUCUGAGACAAUUAGUAUCAAAAUGUGCAUAAAAUGAAUAUUUAAGUUGAACUCCAACAUGGCUGAGAAAGAAGUGAACAUUUACACAGGGCUGGGCAAUAUGACAAUAUAUCAGUAUCGUGAUAAAUUGUCACAAUAUUCUUUUCUGAACAUAUCAUAGAUAUCAGUACUUGAACACUGAAUGACUAUGUUUCAUUAUACAGAGAGCAAAAUUAGUCUCGUUUAACUGGAUUUAGUGCCAAAUAUUUAAUAAAAAUAAUUUCGUUCACAUUUUUUGAUACUAUUUUUUUCUUUUUUCUCAGAUGCAGCUGAUCAGAUGUCUGAAAAAAUAAAUAUCGUGACAUAUCGUUUAUCAUGAAAAGUACCUUAAGUAUCGUGAUAUUUUUGCUAUAUCGCCCACCUUUAGAUUUCCAUUUUCUUUAGUACAUCAUACCAAAGAUUUAAGCAAUUUAGCCCAUAUUUCAUAUUAAAGUUUUGUACUAUUUUGUGAAACAGAGUGAAACUGAAAUAUAUGAAAUUUGUCAGUUCCUGACUGUAUUAAGACUAGAAAGCCUGAUUAUUCCAGUGUGCAGUAGAACUAACAGCUCUGAUUUGGA
Colossoma macropomum (tambaqui) is the source of this 5395-nucleotide messenger RNA. It is a transcript of the gene apool, whose product is annotated as apolipoprotein O-like. Gene Ontology annotation, biological process: cristae formation. The transcript is spliced from 9 exons. The coding region runs from base 25 to 2475 and encodes 816 amino acids. Gene Ontology annotation, cellular component: MICOS complex. The record is from RefSeq and is a predicted model, not a curated record. Lineage: Eukaryota; Metazoa; Chordata; Actinopteri; Characiformes; Serrasalmidae.